Molecule: messenger RNA, 1115 nt
Organism: Spinacia oleracea (spinach)
Lineage: Eukaryota; Viridiplantae; Streptophyta; Magnoliopsida; Caryophyllales; Amaranthaceae
Exons: 3
Coding region: 265-936 (223 amino acids)
Source: RefSeq, a predicted model, not a curated record
GCCUUUUUACUCUCUUCAUUUUCUCUCUCUUCUUUUCUCUUCACCAUUUUCACUUACUGCUGCUUCUUCUUCUCAUCUCAAUUUUCGUUUCAUAUUCACUUUCAUUUGUUUUCUACUUGUUUGUUGCUUUUUCAUUUUCAUCUUUUGUAAUCAUGGUGAGAUUGAUAUUUGAUGAUGACAGUAAUGCGACUAAAGUUCCCGUUGGCGAUAAUCAAUCAACUUAUACGGUUACUUCUACGGUUACUCCUGUAAUCAACCAACUUAAUGUUGCUGGUUCUUCUUCAAUUUCUGUUAAUUAUCCACUUGUGGAUACUCAAAUUCCUCCUGAAGUUAAAAGGUGUGGAUUCAAAUCUUAAUGAUCAACCAAAAUUUGAUCCAAAGCCUAAAGAAACAUCAGUCAACUGUCCUAGACUAAAAUUUGAUCCUAGGGCGCAAGAACAAUCUGAUUCUGUUUCUCGGAAGGAGGAUAAUUUGAAAGCCCAGCAGAAUAUUGCAAAUGGUGUAUCAGAAAUUCGCGUAGGUUUAAAGACUGAUGUUACUUCUAAGUCACAUGGAGAUGUCGAUGACAAUGCUGAUCCUAAUCCUGAGCACAAAAAUUCUGAUAAUGAGACUGAUCAGGAGGAUGAUCAAAAGAGUUAUCAGGACAAUAAUGAGGAAGAGCGUCCCCCUAACUUUUUGAAAGAUCUUCCCAAAAUUAUUCGCUCGAAUAAGGUAACCAGGGCAAAGAGUCCUAAGUGUAAAAAGAAGGAGGAGUCCAAGAAGAGACCUAGAAGUAGGACAACUUCUGUGAAGGAUGAGGUUAUUGUUGAUUCACCUUCUAAGGGAAGUAAGCAGUUGAGAUCUUCACCUCGAUUUGCUUCUGAUCCCAACUCUGCUCUGGUAAUUCAACCGGAAUAUGUUGUUGAUUUAGUUUCGAAGAAAAUAUACAAGUUUUGAAGGGUGGACCUUCUAAAACUUUAGCAGUUAUUGAGAAGGCGGCUCCUCCUAAGAAGUAAUUUUUUUUCUAUACAAACUUUUUCAGUUGAUAUUUAUAUAUAUGUAUGUGAUACAUUUUUAUUUUCCGUAUACUGUUUCUAUUACUGAAUUAUUGUUAUCUCUUCCUUAUUAUGAUAUUA